GACAUCAUGGAUCUAAUGUUAUCACAUCAAGUAAUAGUACCUAUUGGGCUCUAAUGCCAAGUAUUGCAUCACGUCAUGUGCCCUAGAUGCAUGGUGGUCAUUUUCCUUUUCCUAUGAUUCGUUUGAUUGAGUAUAUGUAUAAUCUAUUUCAUGAGCCUUUCUUUUUCUGUUUCGGUCACAGGGACCCUAAAAGGAUAUGACCAGCUACUAAAUCUUGUCCUGGACGAAGCUGUAGAGUUUCUUCGAGACCAGGAUGAUCCAUUGAAGACUACUGAUCAGACUAGGCGUCUACAGUUUUUUGUUUGUAGGGGCACAGCGGUUAUGGUGGUCUCACCAACCGAUGAGAUUGACAAUCCUUUCAUCCAGCCAGAUGGAGCCUGA
This is a messenger RNA of Hibiscus syriacus, 381 nucleotides long. RefSeq names its product sm-like protein LSM7. Gene Ontology annotation, cellular component: U2-type prespliceosome; U12-type spliceosomal complex; Lsm1-7-Pat1 complex. The transcript has 3 exons. Gene Ontology annotation, molecular function: RNA binding. The record is from RefSeq and is a predicted model, not a curated record. Gene Ontology annotation, biological process: nuclear-transcribed mRNA catabolic process; mRNA splicing, via spliceosome. NCBI's taxonomy places the organism in Eukaryota, Viridiplantae, Streptophyta, Magnoliopsida, Malvales, Malvaceae. Bases 151 to 381 code for a protein of 76 amino acids.